Liolophura sinensis is the source of this 1009-nucleotide messenger RNA. Its product is annotated as JNK1/MAPK8-associated membrane protein-like. NCBI's taxonomy places the organism in Eukaryota, Metazoa, Mollusca, Polyplacophora, Chitonida, Chitonidae. Bases 100 to 996 code for a protein of 298 amino acids. The record is from RefSeq and is a predicted model, not a curated record. The transcript has 7 exons. Gene Ontology annotation, biological process: ERAD pathway; response to unfolded protein. Gene Ontology annotation, molecular function: ubiquitin protein ligase binding. Gene Ontology annotation, cellular component: membrane.
UCGGUCGACAGAGCUGCUACAGUCAGGUUGUUAUCGUGUUUGGCUGUUUUUCUGUGUUUAACCUGUAAUAUCGGAGCAACAGAGGAUGAUGCGGUGAAGAUGCCCACAAAGUGUCCUGGCAUAUAUUGUGGACGAACAGCAUAUGAAAAUGGAUCUUACAGUGUUUGUGGGGCCUGUCCACGAGGCUCUAAGCCUAACGAGCAUUCCCUUUGUGAAGCCUGUCAUGACAGUCCCUCCUUCUAUGACUGGCUGUACUUAGGCUUUAUGGCAGUACUGUCUCUCUUACUUCACUGGUUCUUCAUUGACUUCACCAAUAAGCGCAAAAGCCGAGCAUUGGUGGUCCUUCAUGUGUCAGCUGUGACGGAGAGCGUCCUUUCAGCUAUCAUCACCCUGCUCCUGGCUCGACCAAUGGGAACGCUUGCGGUGGAGUCGUGUUCUGUGAAUAAGUUGUCAGACUGGUACACGAUGAUGUACAACCCCACCCCAAACUACACCACUACACUUCACUGUACCCAGGAGAUUGUCUACCCCCUGUACACUAUAGUGAUGGUCUACUAUGCGUUUUGCUUGAUCUUCCUGAUGCUGGUUCGGCCAGUAAUCUCACACAUGUUCAUGGAUGGGCGUGGCACCAAGUCUAUAUACGCUGCUCUCUACUUCCUGCCUAUUCUGGUGGUAAUCCAAGCCGUAUUUGCAGGACUGUUGUAUUAUGCUUUUCCCUACAUAGUUCUAGUCGUAUCCACUAUCACCUGUGCUAUACACCUGGCUUACUUCAAAGAGCAGAAUAUCAAGGAUAUCCUCCAUGACAUUGUGAAAAGUCCCCGUAAUCUGACCAUCCUGCUGGGGCACUGGAUGCUUCACGCAUUUGGAAUUGUGGCCGUGACAGAGUUGCGAGACCCAGGCUUUCACUCCCUGUUCAUCAUGCUCGUGCCCUUCCCUGCCCUCUUCUACAUCCUGACAGUCCGCUUUACAGACCCUGACCACCUAGACACGGUGUGAGGAAGGUACCGGU